CAUAUAAGAACCCUAACAUUUUUAUCUCCAUUGAUCUGCAAAAUCAUUAGCAAUCUCAAUGAUCAUCUCUAUCAGCACUCCUGCAUCAUUGUAACAGAGCAACAAAUUAUCACCAAACUAUAGAGAAUUUCGACGAUCCCUAACAGACCAUCUCCUUGUAGCGUGUCAACACUUGGAAGUACAGUUUUUCGUUCAUCGUGCGUGGUGGUUAGCUUACUAGUUUCUCAACAUAAUCUUUCUUAGCGGACUGCAUAUUGUAUCACAAGUAAGAAAAUGGAACACCCUGAUGACGAUUCACAUGGUGUCGGUGAUAGCCAGAGCAAGCAAGACGAUGAGGUAUCUCGCCGUGAAGAGUUAAAGAAGUCGUUGUUAGCAAAGUUGGCUCUUCGUCAAACUAAUUUAUAUCCCGAAAGACCUGACGCCAGCACGUUACGGACAUUGGACUCUAGCAUCAAGCGUAAUACAGCAGUCAUUAAAAAACUUAAGCAGAUCAAUGAAGAACAGCGUGAAAGUUUGAUGGACGAGUUAAAAAAUGUCAACUUAAGCAAAUUUGUUAGUGAAGCAGUGGCUGCAAUCUGUGAUGCCAAGUUAAAAAGCUCAGACAUACAGGCUGCAGUUCAGGUCUGUUCAUUGCUUCAUCAAAGAUACAAAGACUUUUCUCCAACCUUGGUCCAAGGGCUUACGAAAACCUUCUUUCCCGGUAAAUCUACGGAUGACGUUGACGCAGACAGAAACUUGAAGGCUAUGAAGAAACGCAGUGCGUUAAAACUUUUAUUGGAACUGUUUUUCGAUGGAGUUAUAGAUGAUGUUACUAUUUUUGUGGCUAUUAUUAAGGAUCUUGCCAGCUUAGACCACCUAAAAGAUAGAGAUACAGCUCAUACAAAUUUGUCUCUUCUCGCUAGUUUUGCUCGACAGGCGAGAUAUUUUAUUGGACUUCCGCAUGCCGGAGAAGAACUCGUUGAAGAGUUUUUUAAGGGGCUCAAUAUCACUUCAGACCAGAAAAAAGUCUUCAAAAAGGCAUUUCAUACGUAUUAUGAUGCUGCAGUUGAGCUACUCCAGUCUGAACACAGUUCCCUGCGUCAACUGGAGCAUGAGAAUGCAAAGAUUUUGAAUGCUAAAGGUGAGCUUAGCGAAGAAAACGCUUCUUCAUAUGAAAAACUUAGGAAGUCUUAUGACCAGCUGUACCGAGGUGUCUCUGCUUUAGCAGAAGCCCUUGAUAUGCAACCGCCUGUGAUGCCAGAGGAUGGUCACACAAGGCUAACGACAUGCGAUGAUACGUCAUCUUCUGGUACCGGAAAAGAGGCCUCGGUCGCUGAAGCAUUGUGGGAUGAUGAAGAUACCAAAAGCUUCUAUGAAUGUUUACCUGAUCUCAGGGCAUUUGUUCCUGCUGUAUUAUUGGGAGAAACAGAUCAAAAAGGGACCGAUCAAUCAUCAAAAGCACAAGACCAACCAACUCAAAUUAAACUUAUGCAGGAUUCAGCACCUGAGCCCGACCAAGGUCCCGGUGCCACCCAUGACACUGCAGAGACUUCCGCAGAUGCUGCGGUUUUACCGGAAUGUAGAAACGAAAAAAGAAAGGAUGAAGACGAAAAGGAUAAAGGAAGUACAAAGGAAUCCGAAAAAGAUAAAGGAAAAGAAAAAGAUGGUGAGAUUGAGAAGGAGAAGCUUAGAGGUCCUGAAGGAACCAACUUGGAUGGUUUGUUGCAGAGGCUUCCUGGCUGUGUGAGCCGUGACCUUAUUGACCAGUUGACCGUGGAGUUUUGUUAUUUAAAUUCGAAAUCUUCCCGCAAAAAGCUUGUUAGAGCUUUGUUUAACGUGCCCAGGACAUCUCUGGAGCUACUACCGUACUACUCACGCAUGGUUGCCACGUUAUCAACUUGUAUGAAGGAUGUGCCUUCGAUGCUUUUGCAGUUGUUAGAGGAAGAGUUCAACUUCCUUAUCAAUAAGAAGGAUCAAAUGAAUAUCGAGACAAAGAUCAGGAACAUUCGAUUCAUUGGAGAGCUUUGCAAGUUUAAGAUCGCACCGGCUGGGCUCAUUUUCAGUUGUCUAAAGGCGUGUUUAGACGACUUUACCCAUCAUAACAUAGAUGUUGCAUGCAAUCUUCUUGAGACAUGUGGCAGAUAUCUUUACCGGUACCCCGAUACUAACGUACGAAUGGCAAACAUGCUAGAAAUCCUCAUGCGGCUAAAAAACGUCAAGAAUUUGGAUCCCCGACACAGCACCCUUGUCGAAAAUGCGUAUUAUCUCUGCAAACCGCCUGAACGGUCUGCACGGGUCUCUAAAGUCCGUCCUCCUUUGCAUCAGUAUAUCAGGAAGUUACUUUUCUCAGACCUUGACAAGUCAUCAAUUGAACAUGUACUGAGACAACUCCGUAAGCUACCUUGGGCUGAAUGUGAACAGUAUCUGUUAAAGUGCUUUUUGAAGGUUCACAAAGGAAAAUACGGUCAAAUUCACUUGAUUGCUUCACUUACUUCCGGAUUGAGUCGCUACCAUGAUGAGUUUGCAGUUGCUGUAGUCGACGAGGUUUUGGAGGAAAUUCGACUAGGAUUGGAGUUAAAUGAAUAUGGGAUGCAACAACGACGACUUGCUCAUACGCGGUUCUUAGGCGAGCUAUACAAUUAUGAACUUGUGGAUUCUUCAGUUGUUUUCGAUACGUUAUAUCUGAUUCUCGUUUUUGGUCAUGGUACAGAAGAGCAAGAUGAGCUUGAUCCACCCGAAGAUUGCUUUAGAAUCAGACUGAUUAUCACACUUCUCGAGACUUGUGGGCACUACUUCGGUCGAGGUUCAUCAAAGAGGAAAUUAGAUCGAUUUUUGAUUCAUUUUCAACGAUACAUACUUGCUAAAGGUUCACUUCCUCUCGAUAUUGAAUUUGACUUGCAGGACUUGUUUGCUGAUUUACGCCCCAACAUGACUCGUUAUUCAACCAUUGAAGAAGUUGACGGUGCGUUGGUUCAGCUUGAUGAGAACGAACGCACCGAUAAAGUUAGCGGUGAGAAGCAUACGGACCAUGAAAAAUUAACAAGCAUGUCUUCUGCAUCUGGAAGGUUAUCGGACCUAUCGGUCAAUGGUCAAACGGUUGUAAAUGGUAUUGAAGAAAAUGGCGGGACCCAUGAAGAAAGUAAUCGGGAAUACGACAGUGCGUCUCAGGGUAGCACAAUGGAUCCCGAUGAUGAUGAAGAGCUUGAUGACGAUGCGUGUGAGAGUGAUUAUGAUGACGAUGCUCAUGCGUCUGACGAGGAUGAUGAAAUUCAUGUUCGGCAGAAAGUCAUGCUAGUGGACCCCGAGGAAGAAGCUGAAUUCGAUAGAGAAUUUAGGGCCCUGAUGCAGGAAAGCUUGGAAUCAAGGAAACUGGAGUUGCGGGCCCGGCCAACGCUAAACAUGAUGAUACCGAUGAAUGUUUUCGAGGGGUCCACAAGAGAUCACCAUGGAAGGGUGAGUGAAGGAGAAAGUGGUGACGAGGCAACAGACUACGAGUCCGGAGGACGGAAGGACGUGAAGGUCAAAGUCCUGGUCAAACGAGGGAGCAAACAACAAACAAAACAAAUGCUUAUACCGAGUGACUGCUCGCUUGUGCAGAGCACAAAACAGAAGGAAGCGGCUGAGUUGGAAGAGAAACAAGAUAUUAAAAGACUCGUUUUAGAAUACAAUGAUAGAGAAGAAGAGGAACUUAAUGCGUUGGGAAAUCUUCCGGUCGGUUGGAGUCAAAGUGGCGGUGGUAGGGUUGUCUAUAGAGGCCAUACGUGGGAUGGUCAUGGCGGGAGAUCUGGGUCCCGCCAUAGGUACCCACAUCAUUCAGGCGGUGGAUACUAUUAUAGCCGAAGAAAGUGAAUAUUUUAGCCAUUAACCACGAUGAGUCGAAUAUUGGCACCAUGAGUCUCCGGUUAUACCUGACAGUUGUGCUCUUGUGGGCUUAUUGGUUCGAGUCUUUUAGGUGUGUUUUCUGUCAAUACAAUACACGACGCUGAUGUUUUAUCAAAUGAACCACUUAGUUAAAGUAGUUAAGUAACCGGUUCGGAUCCAACCGGCCGGUCCGGUUUAUAAAACAUUACAAACAAAAAAUAUAGUGAUUUUUACAUA
Molecule: messenger RNA, 4077 nt
Organism: Helianthus annuus (common sunflower)
Lineage: Eukaryota; Viridiplantae; Streptophyta; Magnoliopsida; Asterales; Asteraceae
Product: regulator of nonsense transcripts UPF2
Exons: 18
Coding region: 274-3828 (1184 amino acids)
Biological process (GO): nuclear-transcribed mRNA catabolic process, nonsense-mediated decay
Cellular component (GO): exon-exon junction complex; cytoplasm
Molecular function (GO): protein binding; RNA binding
Source: RefSeq, a predicted model, not a curated record